Messenger RNA from Mycetomoellerius zeteki, 1654 nucleotides. RefSeq lists its product as uncharacterized. The record is from RefSeq and is a predicted model, not a curated record. The transcript is spliced from 3 exons. Bases 1 to 1476 code for a protein of 491 amino acids. Lineage: Eukaryota; Metazoa; Arthropoda; Insecta; Hymenoptera; Formicidae.
AUGAUUUCUCUCCUUAAAACUAGUCGUGAUGGCAGCAUUGCAAAUCGUAAUUUAAAAUCUAAAAGUAUCCGAGGGAGCACGAUCCGCGGAUGUAUAAGUAGUCUUGUUUUCUCGUUGCAGCAAUGCCAGUCGUUGAAGAAGGAAAACCGGAGGUUGCAGAGCGCCUUUCUGCAAAACGUCUUUCUUCAAGCGCGAGUCGACACGCUCCAAUGGCAGGUCAAACAGGUCGAAUCAAACAGGCAAAUGUAUCGUUCUACGAUGGAACAGGUGGCUCAUUUCUUGGGCCGGGCUCACAGGAGUCUGGAGAUCCUGCAUGCCAAGGAAAAUUCCAAGGACAAGAGACGUGUGCCGCGUAGCCGCAGCGUGCACACGGUGGUGCACGCGGAUCCGUCGCCGAAUCGCGGAACCGCAACGCCAUCCUUGUCGUCGACGUCCUCGCCGUUCACACGCGCCAAAUCGGUCACGCAGAUCGGUUCGCCGAGCGCUACCUGCUUCCGCGAGUUCACCUGGUCGGUUGUGCGAAGAAACGACCCGGUGCACUGCACAACGCCACGUGUUAAGCCACCGCUGGAUCUCAGUAAGAUAAACGACGUUUCCGAUAACGUCGUUUAUCGCGAACCCAAACAGACGGAACUGAACCCGGAUGAGAUACCGCCGGAGAAGUUGUCUCAGGAGGCGUUUAGGUUAUUGAGGACCGUCGAGUCCUUGCUGUCGAUGCGAGAGCCCGAUUUGGUGAGAAUGACGCCAGUCGAGGAAAACGGAUCUUCUCCUUCUCCUACGGUGGAUCACCAUCGUCAUCAUGACACGUCUUUCUCCCUAUCGAGCAGUAACUUCGCCAAUUCGACAACCUUACAAGAGGCCACAGCCUCUUCCGAAUGCUCCAGUAGCAGCCGCGGAAACGAAUCGAGAAGCGGUCAUCAGGGCGACAGUAGAUCGCCUAGCCUCGUCAAAACGUCUGUCACCGAGUUUACCCGAAAUUUGCAGAGCUUCGUACCGAGUGUGAGAAGGUCGCCUGACACUGCCUCCUGGAACUCGAGUAGCAGUAAAACGACAGAAGAGGAGGACAUUAUUGCGCUUGCCGCGUCAUCAAAUGAAGUUACGUCCAACGGUACACCAAUUUCGACGCUCAGCAAGGCUACGAAACGACUAGAGAAGAAAGAAUCUACAGGUCUAGCUGGUAAAUCUAAAGUAAAGCCGGCUAGCAGUCCGGUGAGCAGCGCCGAAGGCGAGAGUGGAUUCUUCUCGAUCAGCUCCUUCCAGGAGGUAGGUCUGCCUGCUUCGGCAGCCCUAUCGAUCACGCCAAUCAAAGGCUGCCACACCGAGGUAGGUCUUCCGGAAGUGCCUCUGGACAAGACUAGGCACCGACGGUGGUCCUCCACGCCAGCGGAGAUCCAAGCGCUCUUCAAACAGCAUCGAGCGAGCAUCGGCGGCAUGCCGCAAACCACCACCGAAUCCGUCAGCGUUUGUUGGGUUUGAGUGUCGCGGGUGCCGCGCCGAUUAUGAUCCCACCGCAAACAAUCGUCAUGGUUCAGUCGGAUCUCGCAGACUCUACUAGCUCGGACCACGAGCAUGAUUUUCAGGAAUAAUACUUAGAUAAAUCGAUAGAAAAUAUUCAUACGGAAAGGACAAUUCUGUUGAAAUGUUUAAAAAUUUA